This is a messenger RNA of Mesocestoides corti, 279 nucleotides long. The record is from the annotation of a GenBank genome assembly. Lineage: Eukaryota; Metazoa; Platyhelminthes; Cestoda; Cyclophyllidea; Mesocestoididae.
AUGGCCGCAGUCGUCAAUGGGUUGGGCGAUAGUGUUCUCCAUUCUUUUCCUGGCAUCCUACACACCGUCCUCCAGUGUACGCUGGAGAUGAUCAGCGAGGGCGAGGAUGUGUUUACUGAACUUCACAGCAAUUUCUUCAUUCUCCUGCAAGCGAUCAGCUCAUACGCUUUCCCGGCUCUGCUCACAUUGCAAACGGCCGAAAUAAAGGCCAUUUUGAAUAGUGUGAUUCGGGCAACCAAGCACUCCACGCCACAGGUAUCAAACCAAAUUUACUCUUGA